This is a messenger RNA of Trichophyton rubrum CBS 118892, 2213 nucleotides long. RefSeq lists its product as uncharacterized. NCBI's taxonomy places the organism in Eukaryota, Fungi, Ascomycota, Eurotiomycetes, Onygenales, Arthrodermataceae. The record is from RefSeq and is a predicted model, not a curated record. The transcript has a single exon. Bases 1 to 402 code for a protein of 133 amino acids.
AUGUUGCUAGCUUCAGACCCCAACGGCAAGGAGGAGCUGUUGACGGGCUCGAUGUGCUAUUGGGAUGGUACCUUCGGGUCUCCCCUGGCUUGCGGUGCUAAUAUCGAACGGUUGACUGCCGUCUACGGCGCAUGGUUCAGGGGUCAACUCACAUUGCCAAUUAGUUGCCAGAUGGCCCCUCCAGCUAACUUUUCAAGCCUAUACGAAUACAGCUCAAAGUACAUGGGAUUAGAGACAUCAUCACGGAAGCAAGCAGGAACUUUUGGGGGGGGGGGGGGGGGAAGCUACAAGCUUGAUGUUGGAAGUUGGGACUCUCACACCAAGAGAAUGCAUGACACCGGAUCCAUGCUAUACGAUGCUGCAAUUGACUUCUUCAGCAGUCUGCAACUUGCCGCUAACUAGUCUUUGUAACCUUUUUAGAACCAAGAUGCAGAAUGGUGUUUUGCAGUUGGCAGUUUGAUUACAGACGGCUAAAGUCCGAACAUUUACCGAUCACCAAUAUGCAUGGGUUUGGUUCUGAUAUGGGAUGAACAAUUUUUACUGUGCCCGGUUUCUUUGAUCGUCAGUGGCAAAAACCAACGGAUAGGGUGAAUCUUGGAAUGGGUUCAAACAUGAAUCGAGGUGGUAAUUAUUCUGGGGCCCCGUUUUCUGGCAGAUGAACUUUCUUUCUGGUCUGAUCAGCCAGGACUUAAAACACAACCCCGGGAACGAGGCCUUGAAUGACAAGCCGAUCUACCCCUACGCAGGGGUAGAAAGGGUUAUAUGCAGCAGGGUCUCCGUUUGGCAAGCCUUGGGUUAAAGUUGGCUGUCACAACAUCUGUUGAAGGCGAAUAAUUGGCCAACGCGAAAGGGUCGCUCCGCUGUACAUGCAGAAGAUGAUCCGGAGUCUUCUCGGAGCCCUAGACACCAUAUAACCGGAAUCUAGUCCAGUCAGUUAGUAGAAUAUCGCACAACAGUAGUCAGUGGAAGCUGAUCUUCUUCCUGCACCUGCAUUGCCAAUCCCUUCUAUCUGGCUUUGACGAUGGACUUGCUACUCGCAUAGUCUCUUUCGAGAAGAGGGAUCGAACAAUAAAUAACAUGAGACUCACAAAGUGGGCGCUAAGACAAAAGCAUCAGUCACUAGAGGGCUCCAGUUGGGGCUAAACACUGCUGUUGUUCGGGAGUUUAGGCCCCCAGGAACUCCUACCGCAUUGUUGCUACUCCGUACUUCGCUAACUAUCCUCAGGUAACGCUACCCACAUCCUGCUCUUCAGUUCUGCACGCAAACGAGAAGCGAAGUGGAUUCUCGGGUAGUUAGUCCCUUUCCUCAAGCCGUGAAGGAGGGUCAAAGAGAGGGGGCCAUAAGCUCGGCCCGACAAACAGGUUCUGGUAUAACCGUGUUGACGUAUACCUGGGGUUAGCUAAUGCAUUCUAAUUAGGCAGAUGCAACAACUACGAGGGGAUGCAUGAUGUAGCCCAGAGAGACAGCAAGCGAUCAUGUCAAACUGGCCUAAAGGCGAGCUUCUUCCAGAACAGUAUAUAGAAGAAAAUCGAGUAUGAGGUAAGCAAGUCAGCAUGUCAGAAGAAGCAAGCAAAAGUAAACAACUCAUGUAAAGGAAGGUGUCCGAAUCUAAAUUUCCUCGAACAAACCAUCUGGGAGAUGGAUCGACACGUCGGAGGGUCCCGGUAAGCCUUCAUUCGUCCCAGGGACUCUCCUUCAUAAGAAAACAGUGGCAAGGCCUGAGGGGAAAAAAGUAAAGAGAGGCGAUAAUAUCCAGGAUAUGCAAUCGGCCAUAAGGCUUAUGCAAGGACUGGCUGCAAUUGGAAUAGCGUUGCCAAAUGGGCUGAGCGAGGGUACUCAGGAAUGCAAAGGGGAUCAAGAGAGGCAGCAAGGAGGAAAAUGCUGGCUAGACUAGCUAUGGGGUGCAGAGUCUGCACAUUCGGCCGUGUUGUAUGCAUGAUUGAUAACUGUUGGAUAUACAUACACUUGGAGUAAGUAAAUAGACGUACGGAGUACGUGCCCCCUUUACGCUCGAUGCAAGGGAGUGGGUAAGCUGGCGACUAGUCAAACACCAGCAAUCCCCUCCAAGACAGUCUUAUCUACAGAGAAAGAUAAUAAAAAUAGAGAAGAAAAGCUGCACGCUAAUAGAUGAUAUCAAAGCCCAAACAGCCACCGCCUAUCACUUUUUGUUAUUGUUUUGUUGUCGUUGUUGCUCCUUCCAAAAAAGACGAUC